Molecule: messenger RNA, 789 nt
Organism: Penicillium alfredii
Lineage: Eukaryota; Fungi; Ascomycota; Eurotiomycetes; Eurotiales; Aspergillaceae
Product: TBP family protein
Exons: 3
Coding region: 1-789 (262 amino acids)
Biological process (GO): DNA-templated transcription initiation
Molecular function (GO): RNA polymerase II general transcription initiation factor activity; DNA binding
Source: RefSeq, a predicted model, not a curated record
AUGGACUCGCUCACCACCCACCCCUCAAACGCCACUCAGGCUCGUGCCUUCACCUCUCCUUCCUCGCUUUCCUUCCCGGGUGGUGCUGGAGACCUGACCCCUCCCAACUCUGAGAAAGAGGUCAUGGCUCAGGGUGCGACUGGUGCGACUGGUGCGAAUGGUCAGCCUGCUGGAGGGAAUGCCGUCACUGGCAAUGGGGUGACUCCCGCUACUCCGGCGACUCCGGCUGCAACUCCUGGUGCGACCACGGGCAGCAGUGGCAUUGUGCCCACCUUGCAAAACAUCGUUGCCACCGUCAAUCUGGACUGCCGUCUGGAUCUGAAGACCAUCGCGCUGCAUGCUCGCAAUGCCGAGUACAACCCCAAGCGUUUCGCUGCCGUUAUCAUGCGUAUCCGUGAGCCCAAGACCACUGCGUUGAUCUUCGCCUCGGGCAAGAUGGUCGUCACCGGUGCCAAGUCCGAGGAUGACUCCAAGCUGGCCUCGCGCAAGUACGCUCGCAUCAUCCAGAAGCUUGGCUUCAAUGCCAAGUUCACGGACUUCAAGAUCCAGAACAUCGUCGGCUCCUGUGACAUCAAGUUCCCCAUCCGUCUGGAGGGUCUGGCCAGUCGCCACCACAACUUCAGUUCCUACGAGCCCGAGCUGUUCCCUGGUCUGAUCUACCGCAUGAUGAAGCCCAAGAUUGUUCUCCUGAUCUUCGUCAGUGGCAAGAUUGUCCUGACUGGUGCGAAAGUGCGUGAGGAGAUCUACCAGGCCUUUGAGCUGAUCUAUCCUGUGCUGUCUGGUAGGUGA